Molecule: messenger RNA, 16319 nt
Organism: Eruca vesicaria subsp. sativa (arugula)
Lineage: Eukaryota; Viridiplantae; Streptophyta; Magnoliopsida; Brassicales; Brassicaceae
Source: the annotation of a GenBank genome assembly
AUGACUAUCGACGACAGUUUCAAUCUCAAACUCGCGCUUGAAACUUUCUCUGAACGUUGCCCUAAAGUCACAGCCUUUCCAUUUUUCAAUUCGAUUCUCAGCAAGGGAGAAGGAGUGGUGGUUAACGAAGAAGUGAUUAAUGCAUUGUCUGAUGUGUUUCUUCACCCGGAGCUUACGAUUCCUUUGGUUCAUUACUUCCUUCCCAUUAUAAGAAGAGUUGUAGAUAGAGUGGUGUGUGUUCUUCAUCUAGUGGGUGACCUUAGCUCAAGUAGUGAUUACUCAGACGAUGUGCUAGUCUACUUGGACAAUGCGUUGAAGGAAGGUGUUAGUGUUAUUGAUUUUUAUGUUCGGCGUGGACAAAGGCUGGAGCUUCAUGAGUGUGCUUGCUUGGCGUUUAGUCGUGCUCUUCAUCUAAACACGUCUUUGCUAGGGUCUAUUCUGAGUUAUUUUAAGAAUGCUCCGCCGCCAUACGAGCGGAUUCUUGCGGAAAAAAUCAUUUCUGAGGCGCAGAUGGAGGCUACUACAGCUGCAGAGUUACUUUGUCUUCAAGUAUCAUAUCGUUUUCUGGUUAUUAGACCUGAGGUUUUCUCUAAGUUGUGGGAUUGGUCCUCUUACAUGGAGUCCAUGAAAAGGCUAUCAGACUGCUCUAGCCAGAGGAGGAAUUUUGUGGAAAAGCAUAGAGAGGCAGUGUGGUGUGGGAUACAAAUUCUGUCUGUUGUUUUAAGAUGCACUGACAGAAUGGCAGGAUGUUACGGUUUUGAAGGAGAGAAAGCAUUCUCAUACUUGUUACGAUGGGAAGAAUUUUGCCAGGAUAUAGAAAUAGAAAGGGCUGGAUCAUACAUUCAGUUGCCAACGUACAAGGGGUUGAGGUCUUUUCAAGAUUUUAGUACCCUUGCACCUGGGAUUCAAAAGCAACAAUCAGCACGGGUGGACGAAAAGGAGCCAUCGAUGAAGAUCCGAAAGCUGGACACCUGGGAUGUCAAAUCUUUCUCUGAAUCAUUUGAAAUUCACUCUAGGGUGAAGAAAUCUUUUGAAAUGGUCUCAUUGGCUGUUAGUCAAAAACGACCUGUUCUUCUGUACGGUCCCUCGGGCUCUGGAAAGUCUGCCCUCAUUAGAAAGCUGGCUGAUGAGAGUGGUAACCAUGUUGUAUAUAUCCACAUGGAUGAUCAACUUGACGGAAAAACGUUGGUUGGUACUUAUGUGUGUACUGAUCAACCUGGCGAAUUUAAAUGGCAGCCUGGCUCACUUACCCAGGCUAUUAUGAAUGGUUUUUGGGUGGUUCUUGAGGACAUAGACAAAGCUCCAUCAGAUGUCCCCCUUGUGUUGUCACCUUUACUGGGAGGUUCAUGCUCAUUUGUGACUAGCAAUGGAGAGGUGAUACAGAUAGCAGAGAGUUUCCAACUGUUUUCAACCAUAUCCACACCCGAAUGCAGUGUAUCACAUAUCAGGGAAGCCGGAAAUUCUCUAAGUCCUCUUUGGAGGAGAGUUGUUGUUUAUCCUCCAGAUCGUGAAAGCUUGCAAAAUAUUGUGGGUGCUCGGUAUCAGAACCUGAUACCUAUUUCAGAGAAACUUAUUGAAACUUAUGAAAAAGUUAACUCUGCUCUUCGUCCCCAGUGUUUUGCUUCGACAACUGAAAACUCGGCUACAUUCAGUUCCCCAAGUAGAUUUUCACUGAGAGAUUUGCUCAAGUUGUGUGAACGGGUUCAGGGUCUGCCCUCAUAUGAUGGUCAUGCAAUUUCUCAGGAGGCAUUAGAUAUAUUCUCUGCUUCUUAUAUGUCAACUCAAAAUCGAGUGACUAUAAGUAAAAUCGUGGCUAGCAUUUGGAAUGUUCCUGUUCCAGAAUCUCAGCAUAAGCCCCCAAUUCAGGAACUUUCUAAAACUCUUAAAAUUGGCAGAGUUUCUCUACCGCUUGGUGAAACUGCGUCACAUGACCGGUCGAGGUUUGUUGAAACACGCACAUCCACACGGUUACUUGAGAAAAUAGCCCGCUCUGUUGAGUACAACGAGCCAGUACUCUUAGUAGGAGAAACAGGGACAGGGAAAACUACUCUAGUUCAAAAUCUUGCACAGUGGAUUGGACAGAAACUCACAGUUUUGAACUUGAGCCAGCAAAGUGAUAUAGUUGAUCUAUUGGGAGGUUUUAAGCCUAUUGAUGCAAAGCUUAUGUGCAAAAUGUUGUACAAUGAAUUCCUUGAAUUGGGAAGAGAUUCGAAGCUGAAGGAAAAAUCAGAGAUUAUGACAUGGCUGCGAAAGAACUUUAGAGCUAAGAAGUGGGAAACAUUUUUGAGAGGGUUAAAGAAAACUAUUGACCAUCACGUUAAAAGUGGGGAAGAUAAGUCUAGGUCUGGUAGGAAGAGAAAGAAACCGGAAGUGAUUGAGAAUUGGACUUGUCUGUCCAAAAAAGUGGAGAAGAUUCAUCAACAGAUUUGCUCAGGUGGUAUGGUUUUUAAAUUUGUCGAAGGGGCAUUUGUGACUGCCCUCAGGGAGGGGUAUUGGGUUUUACUAGAUGAAGUGAACUUAGCCCCACCAGAGAUAUUGGGCAGGCUUAUUGGUGUUCUUGAAGGAGUGAGAGGAUCACUUUGUUUAGCUGAGAGAGGGGAUGUAAUGGGCAUUCCUAGACAUUCGAAUUUCCGUUUGUUUGCCUGUAUGAAUCCAGCCACGGAUGCUGGUAAGCGAGACUUGCCGUUCUCCUUUCGUAGCAGAUUUACAGAGUACGCUGUGGAUGAUGACUUGUGUGACGAUGACCUGGAGAUAUUUGUGAGGCGAUUCUUAGGUGGACGUGAAUCUGACAAUAAGUUAGUAGGCAACAUUGUUUGCUUUUACAAAGAAGCUAGAAGGUUGUCUGAAGAAUGCUUGCAGGACGGUGCCAAUCAGAAGCCACAGUAUAGCUUAAGGUCUCUUUACCGUGCGCUAGAGUAUGCGAUAAAAGCAGAAGGUAUUGGCGGAUUUCAGAAAGCAUUAUACGAUGGGUUUUCCAUGUUUUUCCUCUCCUUAUUGGAUGCUUCCAGUGCUAAGAUCAUGAAACCACUCAUAGAACUUAUCUCAAGGGAAAGUAGCCGAGCCCAACCACUUGAAAGAUACUUGGGAGAAUUAAAGGGCAGUUCUGAUGAAUCUACCAAGAAAUAUGUUAAGACGAAGAGUGUGAUUCAACACCUUCAUCAUCUGGCUCAUGCCAUUUUUGUCAAAAGAUAUCCUGUUCUCUUACAAGGACCAACAUCCAGUGGAAAAACAAGCCUUGUUAAAUAUCUUGCAGCGUUAAGUGGAAACAAGUUUGUUCGUAUCAAUAAUCAUGAGCAGACUGAUAUCCAAGAAUAUUUAGGUUCCUAUAUGACUGAUUCUUCAGGGAAGCUUGUAUUUCAUGAAGGAGCGUUGGUGAAGGCAGUCAGGGAUGGUCAUUGGAUUGUCUUAGAUGAACUAAAUUUGGCCCCAUCUGACGUCUUAGAGGCACUAAACAGACUGCUUGAUGACAAUAGGGAGCUUUUUGUGCCCGAGCUGGGUGAAACAAUCUCAGCGCAUCCUAAUUUCAUGCUCUUCGCUACACAGAACCCUCCUGCUUUAUAUGGUGGACGUAAAAUACUGUCUCGAGCUUUUCGUAACCGUUUUGUGGAGAUUCAUGUUGAUGAUAUUCCAGAAGAUGAACUGACUGAAAUUCUUUUUGAGAAGUGUGAAAUUGCAAAAAGUCACGCUACAAAGAUUGUUGAUGUGAUGAAAGACUUGCAGCGCAACAGGCAGAGUAGCAAAGCUUUUGCUGGAAAACAUGGAUUUAUAACUCCAAGAGAUCUAUUCCGUUGGGCAGAUCGUUUUAGGGCUUAUGGAGGUAAAUCAAAUGAAGAACUCGCCAGAGAAGGGUAUUACCUCCUUGCAGAAAGGCUGCGUGAUGAUAGUGAGAAGCUAGUUGUUCAAAAAGUGUUGGAAAGUCAUUUCCGGGUCAGUCUUGCAGAAGAUGAUGUGUACAAAGAGGAGCUUCUAAAGCUGGAACAGCCAUUUUCCGCGGAAAACAAAACAGUCACCUGGACUCGAAGUAUGUGGAGACUAUUUUUUCUCAUUGAACGUUCUUAUAAACUGCGAGAGCCUGUUCUUCUUGUUGGUGAAACUGGGGGAGGAAAAACAACAAUCUGCCAACUACUAAGCGAGUAUAAGAAGCUAAGGUUGCACAUCCUUAAUUGUCAUCAAUACACAGAAACAUCUGAUUUCCUUGGAGGGUUCUUUCCUGUGAGAGACAGAUCGAAACUAGUCAUGGAAUACGAGAAUCAAGUCAAGCAGUUGAAGCUCUCUGAGGGAUUGGUACCUUUUAGCCAAGAUAUUGAUCUUUCGGGAGAUAUUGGUAGAGCUGAAGUGUUGAUCAAAUCAAUAGAUGCAAUUCUGGAGAAGUACAAAAAUGGCUCAGUACAAGGAAUGGCGGUCACACCCCUGAAUAUUGAUGUUCUUCAAAACAUAAGGAACGAUUUGGUGACGCUGUAUCAAAAGUGGCGUGCAAUUUUUGUGUGGCAAGAUGGUCCCCUUGUGGAAGCAAUGAGAGCUGGAAAUAUCUUUCUUGUGGAUGAGAUAUCUUUGGCUGAUGAUAGUGUUUUAGAAAGACUGAACAGUGUGUUGGAGCCAGGCAGGAAAUUGUCGUUAGCUGAGAAAGGUGGUCCCGUCUUGGAGGAAGUUGUAGCUGAUGAGAAAUUUUUUGUUCUUGCUACCAUGAAUCCAGGUGGUGAUUAUGGAAAGAAGGAAUUGUCACCUGCACUUCGUAACCGUUUUACUGAGAUAUGGGUCCCUUCAAUUUCAGAGACUGAGGAGCUCAGAAGUAUUGCUUCUUCUGUCCUUUGCAACCCAAAGGAAUCUAAUAUCGUAGAUCCCAUUAUCAACUUCUGGGAAUGGUUUAACGGGUUGCAGACUGGAAGAACUCUUACUGUCAGAGAUCUCCUCUCUUGGGUUACGUUUGUAAAUGUGAUACAGGAGAGUGUAGGACCAUCUUAUGCUAUUCUUCAUGGAGCAUUUCUCGUGUUACUUGAUGGUCUAAGUCUUGGAACUGGUCUCUCUGGGAGAGAUGGUAAAGAUCUAAGGGAAAAAUGCUUCGCUUUCCUCUUACAACAACUUAAGGUUCUCUAUAGUGGUACACUCCCUUUGGAUCUUUCAAGAAUGGAGCAAUAUGGCUGGGGUGAUGCCAAAGCAAUUUGUGAAGAAAGUAAGAGUGUUCUGCAUGGAGACAUGUUUGGGAUCGAUCCUUUCUACAUAAGUAAAGGUGAUGAAACUCCUGAAAUGGGUGGAUUCGAGUUCUUAGCACCAACCACCUGCAGGAAUGUGUUGAGAGUAUUGCGUGCAAUGCAGCUUUCAAAACCAAUAUUAUUGGAAGGUAGCCCUGGUGUUGGAAAAACAAGUCUAAUAAUGGCGUUGGGUAAGUAUUCUGGCCACAAGGUUGUGCGCAUAAAUCUUUCAGAGCAGACUGACAUGAUGGAUUUGCUGGGAUCGGAUUUACCUGUUGAAAGCGAUGAGGACAUGAAGUUUGCGUGGUCUGAUGGAAUUCUCUUGCAGGCUCUUAAGGAGGGGUCCUGGGUUUUGUUAGAUGAACUAAAUCUUGCCCCACAAUCCGUUCUAGAGGGAUUGAAUGCGAUUUUGGAUCAUCGUGCUCAAGUCUUCAUCCCAGAACUAGGCUGUACCUUUGAAUGCCCCCCGACGUUUAGAGUUUUUGCAUGCCAGAAUCCUUCUUCUCAAGGUGGUGGCAGGAAAGGUCUUCCCAAGUCUUUCCUUAACCGAUUCACAAAGGUGUAUGUGGACGAGUUAGUUGAAGAUGAUUACCUUUUCAUAUGUCGCUCGCUUUACCCUUCUAUUCCCAGUCCAUUGCUUUCAAAGCUUAUUACACUCAAUAGACAGCUACACGAUGGUACUAUGGUAGAUAGAAGAUUCGGUCACGAUGGCUCACCCUGGGAGUUCAAUCUACGUGAUGUGAUCAGAUCAUGUCAAUUUAUGCAAGGGGGAAAAUAUGACUUAGAAGUUGAAAGCUUUCUCAAUGUUCUGUAUGUUCAAAGAAUGCGUACCGCGGCUGAUCGGAAAGUAGUUCUCAGUAUCUAUAAGGCGAUUUUUGAUAAAACCCCUUCUAUAAAUCCUUAUCCUCGAGUUCAGCUAAAUCCUGGAUACGUUGUUGUGGGAACUGCUGCUGUUAAACGAAAUUUCACCCAGUCUAAUAUUUCCAGUGAGCAGUUGAAGAUUUUGCCUGAAAUCCGUCAGAAUCUGGAGGCGGUUGCACAUUGCGUGCAGAAUAAAUGGCUGUGCAUCCUAGUUGGACCAUCGUCAUCUGGAAAGACUUCAGUGAUCAGAAUAUUAGCUCAGUUAACAGGAUUCCCGCUUAAUGAGUUAAAUCUUUCAUCUGCGACUGAUAGCUCUGAUCUUCUCGGUUGUUUUGAGCAGUACAAUGCAUUCCGUAAUUUCAGAUUAGUGGUCGCCCGAGUUCAGCAUCUUGUUGAUGAGUAUAGCAGUUUGUUAUCACAGUCUUCCCAGGAGCCCCUUUUGAGCAAAAGCAAAGGCUUGGUGUCCAGCUGGCUUUCCUUUUUAUAUAAGAUUGAUUCAUGCCUCUUGGAAAACCCUUCAUCCUUCUUGAACGACUCUGACUCCCUCUCCAAAUUAACUGUGAUUGUAGAAUAUAUGACUAAGGUCUUGGGGGAAGGUGUUUUGCCCGUUAGUUGGUCAAAAAGGAGCCUGGACCAAAUCAUGAAGACAAUAGUGAAGCUGCAAUCUGAUGAGAAAAAACAAUCAACGAAAUUUGAAUGGGUGACUGGAAUGCUGAUAAAGGCAAUAGAAAAUGGAGAGUGGGUUGUUCUUGAGAAUGCAAAUCUCUGUAAUCCCACGGUACUUGAUAGGAUCAACUCUUUGGUGGAACCUUGUGGAUCAAUCACGAUAAAUGAAUGUGGGGUUAUUGAUGGCGAACCUGUCACCGUUAUUCCACACCCUAACUUUCGUUUGUUUCUGACCGUUAAUCCCAAGUUUGGGGAGGUGUCAAGAGCAAUGCGGAAUAGAGGUGUUGAGGUAUUUAUGAUGGGGCCUCAUUGGCAGCUCAAUGAGGAAGACUCUAACAGUGAUGAGCUUGUGCUGAGAGGUGUGAAAAGGUUUCUUGCUCUAUCAGGUAUUCCGGGUGAUAAGCUGGUUGCUUCCAUGGCCAAAGCACACGUUCAUGCAUGGCGCAAUGGUCAAACCAUUGGAGUACGGAUAACGUAUCUUGAGCUUGAACAGUGGGUUCACCUCUUCCAACUGUUGCUCAUGAAUGGUAACCAACUUCUGUGGAGCUUACAGCUAAGUUGGGAGCACAUCUAUCUCUCUUCCCUUGGAGUAACUGAUGGAAAAGAUGUUGUUGAUCUUGGGCGUGAUACUUAUUUGUCAGAUACUGAAUCAUUUAUGGGUGGGAAUAUGUGCCUGUCUGGUGGAUGGCCAAAGCCUUUCAAUUUGAGAGACUUGAUGUGGUACUCGAGAGAAACAACUGUCAGGCAGAAUUGCAUGUAUCUGGAGUUUCUAGGAGCUCAAUACGCAUCAUAUCAGUCUGAAGUAAGCUACAAUUUCAAGUUGAGGGAUAGGGAUUUGGCUGCUGGGGAACGGAGAAUAGUCUAUACUGCCGAUUCCUGGACGCUAAAUAAAAUCUUGUUUCCUAAAGCCUUAAUUGGGUCAACUCGUGCGGCUGAUACAGCUAAAAUUGACCAUGAUUUGGCUUCAAAGAAGCUAUUGUAUGCUGCCAACUGGACAAUGGAACAGGCAACCGAAGAGGAUAUUCAACUCUAUCUGGUGUGGAUUAGUUGGUUUGGUUCCAGACUGCAACAAUACUGUCCCUUCUUCCUGUGUUUUCUCAAUAUGUUGAAAGAUGAGUUGCAGCAUCCAAUCUGGAGUCAUAUAUCCAGAAGUCGAGAAAACCUGAAAUCCCUCUGCAAAGUGGAUCCAGAUGUUGUUCCAAUCGCGAUGAUGUCCUCGAAGUUGAUUGAUAUAGCAGCAUCGAAUGAACAGUUAAAACCCCUGAGUAAAACCCUCUUUGAGUCUCUUAGCUCCGUUGGUGUUCUUCGGCUUUCCUAUCAGCAGUGGCUUGCAGAAAAUAACUACAACCACACCGAUGUAUCCUCUUUUACUCGCUUUCUGGAUUCCCUUCGCGCAUUGGAGAAGAAAAUUCUUUGCGAAAUUGUUGGAUCACCUUCUUUCACUGUGUUGAUUCAGAUGUACACUGAAGUUAUUGAAAAACAUUCAUUUUUCUGGUCUGAUUUGGUCUCGUCUUCAGAUGAGUGUAAAUUGUUUUCCUUUUGGUCUCUAAUAAAGGCUGUCAAAAAGUUGGGCAGUUUAUUUCCUGAAGAAGUUCAUGUGGUUUUGGAGGAAAGCAGAAAUAUUAACAAUAUAGCUUUGCAUGGUGAGCCAGAAAAGUCUUUACUAUGGGCGUAUGGGGGACAUCCUUCCUUGCCGGUUUGUGAAGAGUUGUACCUUAAGCAGCAGAAGUUUCUACAGAUCUGCAGCACAAUUUGGCCAUUAAAAUCAGAUGGACAAGGAAAUGAUCAUCUUACCAAAGCCAUUGCAUUUUCUGGCCCUGAGUUAUCUUUGCUUGCCUUGGAAGGUCUUUGCAUUUCAUCUUACAUUGCCGACAAGGAUGAUGCAGCUGCUGUUCAGCUGGAUGAAAUUAACCAGAUGUUUAUGGAGAGGAUGGAACUAGAGAAGAAGAGACUGCAGGAUAUAAUGGUUUUCAGUGAGAAUGAUAAUAUUGAAAGUAAAUCUGCUGCGUGCUGUAUUUUCCGUCCAGAGAUUGUGGCUACAGGGUUUGGCUUUAGCAGUUGGAUGGAUAUAUGCUCUAUUACUAGAAGUGAAAGUAGUUCGUUAGAUGUAGAGUUACUUGCUGUACUUCAGCAACUCUUGGUGGCACAAUCUACUGAACAUAAGGAUCUUUUGGAUGUUCGAAAUCUGCUUAAACCUGCUCUAGAGUAUUCCUUGUCUUCAACAAGACCUCCACAGACUCUUGUAGCUCAUCAAAAACUACUGUGGGCAAUUGAUGCCCGUGCCUCUGUCCUCCGAGUGGACACCAAAAUUGCUGGUUUUGUUCUCGAAAUGUGGUACUGGUGGCAUUCUGUUUUGUGGAAAAAUUGCCAAAUCGGUCUCAUGAGUAUCUCAGAGGUCGGUAACUGUCAGGUUAUGUCGCCUUCUAUGCUGAUUCAGCCUGUGAAAGCAGCUACAAUUGAUCAUAUUCUCGAUAAUGCUUUUGCUGCUAAGGACUAUCCUGUUCAAUCGAUGAAGUUUCUUUCUGCUUCACGAGUCCUAUGGAAAAGCUCACAAUCCUAUCAAGAGAUGCCUGGUUCUUUACUGUCAAUAGCGCGUUCCCUUUUCCAACAGAUGGUGUAUACGCACAGAAAGUCAUAUGAGCCUGAAGUGUUUGCCGAUAUUAAGUCUGCAUUUCAUGCGGUUGAGAAGAAACAGAACGAGAUGGAACGCAUUAAGUCUCUCAUUUCACUGAUCAGCUUAUCAAGCCAUCAGAAAUUGAAAUCUGCUACUCGCUCAUUUGUCGAACCAUUGGCGAAACAUCUUUAUUCGGAGUGCCCAUCAAAUGAGUUCUACUCCAAUCUUGGUCUGGCAUGGAUUUAUCUUGGAGGACUGCGCUUCAAUCUUUUGAAUAGCUUGGAUGUUAUUGAUCCAGCCAUGAAGAUCUCUUGUAAGCUGGCAGAAGUACAAGAAAAAAUUUCAACUCUGAAGCUAAACAUAGAGGUCCGGGAAGAAUGUGAGUAUCUGUCUGGAUUGCUUUACACUGGAGACAAUGACGAAAGAACUGAAUGUAGAUUAUCUAAGCUCAAAGCUGAGCGGAAAAAGUUGCGAAGAAAGGUUAUUUUUCGCUCUGAUCCUAAUAAGUACCAGAAUUUAAGAAGAGCGCUGGAUGAGUUUGCGGGAUUUCUCACACGUCCAAUAACUCUGGUUAAGGACAUUAACAAGCUUGACUGGAACCAGGUUGUUGAGCAAGUUUUCAACUGGCAGGAGACGGCAACAUCGUUUAUUGAUCGGCUGUCCAGUGACUAUUCCGAAUAUGUUGAUAUAACUCAGCCAAUACAAGUUUCGAUAUACGAGAUGAAAUUGGGUUUAUCACUCUUUGUCUCUGGUGCUCUCUUGGGAAAAAUUCUCAAUAGAUUUGACAUAGACACGGUUGACUCAGUCAUGGAAACAAUCUAUUCCUUGAUGAGAUUUCCAAGGGGCUCCUCCUUCCCUUCAGCUACCUACAUUGAUAGCUUGCCACCGCUGCACCUUUCUCAUGAUGCAGAUUCUCGUGCUAAGUCCUUAGGUUUGGAUGUUGGCUUGCUGCAUAAACUGAUCUCUGUUUCAAGUGCAGACGAUACGAGAAAAGUCUCCGAGUUGCAACUCAAAACUGCUCUAUAUAAAAAUAUGCAUGCUCGUGUUUCGCACUUUGUUGCAAACACUGGGCUAAUGGAUAAAGCUUCUUUUGAGAUAUUGGAGAGCAUAUAUUUUGAAUUGGCGAGAAAUUGGAUGGAGAUGAAGUUUCAAGUAAGAACAAAGGCUGACGCUGUUUCUGGGCUGUACAAAUUCCGUUCCCGUGACUUCAAAAUUGAGAGUGUCAUGAAAGUAGAUAUAUCUGCCUUUGGCAAGUACUUCCCAGAGGAUAAUUUUUGGCAAGAGUAUCUGGCUGAUGAUGAUGAUGAUGUGACGCAAACUGACCAGGGUGACGAAAAUUUGGAGGAUGAAUGGGACUUGAUACAGGAGCAUGUGGAUAACAUAUAUAGCACACAUAAUGAGUUAUUUGGUUUCUGUGACCUCUCUGAAAAGACUGGAAGAUGUCUUGCUGAUAGUAGAAGGCUGGAUUCAUUCACUGAUUCCUAUGAACUUGGAGUCAAUAUGAUCAAAGGGCUGAAGGGUCUAUUUACAUCAAGCUUGGAUGCAAAACUUGUUCCAGAACACCUGCUUCGUCUUUGCGUGGAAUACAAAAAAACGUUCACUUCAUACGGUCAUUCUGCUAGUAAAUACAACUUCUACAAGGACUUUGAUGGUCCUCAGCUGGGGAAAAUGGUCAAGCUUCUUACUCCUCUUCAGUCGAGAAUUUAUUCUUUAUUGCAAGAACAAGAGGACCAUCCUGGUCUUCAGAAACUUUCUGAUAUCCUUCGAAUGCUCAUGGAUACUCCUUCAAGGACUCCGCUGGCAAAGGCUCUUCCAGGAUUGCAAUUUCUGAUUUGCAAGGUCCAGACGUUACAGGAAGAGGGAUGUAAAUUGCCCAUCUCUGAUCUUUUGGAGCCAAUUAUUUCCCUCGCAAGCUCUUGGCAGAGGUUAGAAUUUGAAUGCUGGCCUACAUUGCUUGAUGAGGUUCAAGAUCAGUAUGAACUUAGCGCAAGAAAGUUGUGGCUUCCUUUGUUUUCAGUUCUCUUCCAGAAGGAUUGUGUUGAAUUUUCAGAACAUGAAAAUGAGUCUAUUUCACAAAGUUUGGUGGAGUUCAUUGAAACGUCAAAUAUUGGUGAAUUUAGGAGACGUCUUGAGCUUCUCCUUUGCUUCCUUCUUCAUUUAAGUAUGGGUAGCUCGUUGGGAAUAUAUUCAAGUGAUUCACACAAGAGGAAGGUUGAAAUUUGCUACAAUAUUUUUGGAUUCUAUAUUCAGUUUCUACCAGUGGUUAUGGAGCAGUUAGAUUUGAAUAGGAAAACUAUUGAAGCUAAGUUAAAGGACCAUCUAAAACUUUGUCGGUGGGAGAGGCCAGAUAAUCAUCUGCUCCUUAGGACCACUAAAAAUACCAGGCAAAAGGUCAAGAAGCUGAUACAGGAUUUUUCUGUCAUUCUUCAGCGCCCUGUAAUGCUUGAUAGGCCAAACGUAGCAAAGGAAAGAGUACAAUAUCUUCCUCUACUAGGUGCAGAUAUAAUGAAUGGAGCGUCCAACAUGAGGAUUGAGGUUCUAGUUAGUAAUUUAGAUGCAGAACAAUCGAAUGACAGGUUUUCCUGGUAUGCUGUUUGGAGGAAUAAAUUAAAAGAGUCGGUAGGUCGCUUCCACCAAGAAGUGCAUUUUAAAGAAUUGCUGACGGGUGAAGAUCAUCAGUAUCCUGUCUAUCAGGGUGAUUGGAAAAUUUUGUGGAGUACAGUUUCUAAGAUUGGUGAGAAGAUAGCUAGCUGUUCAGAUCUAUGGAGAAAUAGUGAUAGAGAUGUUGCAAAAAAGAGGGCCUUGCCUGAUCUUCUCAAGUCAUUGGAAAAAUGUGGUUUGCAGAAACACAAGUUUGAAAAUGUAGAGAUGUCAAAUCACUUUAAAGGGUUGCUUUACCAGCCAGCAUACGAUCCAAAUCAUCUUUUGCUGCUAACAAAUGCUAAAAGUAGCAUACAGGCUUCGGUUGAAGAUCAAAACAAGGAAAGUUCACUGGCUGAGUGGAGAGCUGCAAAUGAAUUUUACUUUAAGAGCUUGGCUUCUGUGCAACUCAUGUUAAAUAUUGAAGGAAAACACUCAGAUAUUACAGCCGAGCAGGUCAAGCGCUCAAUAUCAUUUCUCAACCAUCUUGUGGAAAUACAACGGCAGCAAAGGAAAACUGCUUACGGUUUUGCUGAACUUCUAAACUGCUUUCGCCAUCGUGUUUUACCCUUAGCAAAAUUACUGGGAGAUUCAGUUGAGGAGGACAGAAAGGAUGAUUCUUUGUUGAGUUUUCCCCAAAAUCAACAUGCUGUAUUCAAUUCCAUGUGGCUACAAAAGCAACUAUUUGAUAACAUUAGUGCAAUGCUUCUGGAGGAAUUGGUGUUACUGAGAACAGUUGGAAGUACACACUUGGACUCCUGUCAAACUGUUAAAACUUCAUCACAUAGUUUGCUCAGCUUAAUAGAAAAGCUAAUUCCCAUCGCUCAAAAUUCUAAGGCUUCACUGGAUAGGCUUCUACUUGAUUCCAACGGUUUGAUCAUUACGCCAAGUAGCUGUCUUAAUCAGUUUGUCACACAGCAUACGGUUAAGCUGCUAUGCCACAACUCUGAUCAGCUUACGGACAUUGAAAAUCAAAUUUCGGCUUUCUGUGAAGACAAUGAGAAAACCUAUGCUACAAACGUUCUUCUUAGUCAUUUUUCUCCCUUCUUUAAAGAGGGGAAAUUGUUGGCUGAAAAUCUGAACUGUUUACUUAAAACGGGAGACCAAUCAACUGGCAUGGAACCCAAGGAAAAAGCUGCUUUUGAAGCAAAUGUGGCAAAUGCAUUUGCAAAUGUUAAGGCUGUGAUUGGAAAGCUUUGCUCUUAUAAAGACGGAUGUGAUUCUCAAGAAGAGGAAGGGAAUAUUCUUAUGUGGGAUGGUCUGUUUAAGAAGGCAGAAAAUGACCUGAACCUUGAUAACCUAUGCAAACUGCUGUCAGAAACAACUGGUUCCAUUGAACAACUAUUAAACUCUUCGGGCGUCCUUUCAGCUUGUGUUGGAGACCAGUUGAAGCAACUUCAAGCAUUUUUGGAUCUUUUAUUGAGCUUUGGUGAUUCUUACCUCCAAGAGUUUUUGGCGAUAAGUAAAAGGGUGUCAUUGAUAACCCAUGUCCUUGCAACUGUUCUGGUCGAUCUAUUUACAAAAGGGUUUGGCAUCUCCAAAAACGAUGAAGAUGAUGACUCUAAAGAUGAAAAAUCAGAAACUGCAGAAGGUACUGGAAUGGGAGAUGGUGUGGGAGCAAAAGAUGUAAGUGACCAAAUAGAAGAUGAAGAUCAACUGCGUGGCACAGACAAGAAGGAAGAAGAAGAGAAAGAGCAAGAUACUCCGGACGAUGUGCAGGAUAAGAAUAAAGGCAUUGAGAUGACCGACGAAUUUGAGGGCAAAGAGUAUAGUCUUAGUGAAGAUUCGGAAGAAGAAGACAAGGAGGACGAGGAAAGCGAGGAUGAGCAGUUGGACUCUAAAAUGGGAGAUGCGGGUUCUGAUGCUGAAAAAGCUGAUGAAAAGCCGUGGGACAAAGAUGAAGAGGAUGAGGCAGGAGAUAAGAAUGAGAAGAAUGAAUCCGGACCAUCUGUUACUGACAAGGACACAAGUUCAAGGGAGCUACGAGCCAAGGAUGAUGAUGAUGUUGACACUGCUGAUGAUCCUGAGGAGUCCAAUACUUCAGACAAACCGGAAGAAGGAAACGAUGAGAAUGUGGAUCCAGAUAAUGUUGGUGACCCAGAAAAUUUAGAAGAUGAAAUCAAGAACCAAGAAGCACUUACAGAUACAUCUGGACCAACUCCUGAGUUGGGCAAUGAACAGACUGACGAUGCCAUGGAGAUUGACGAAACAGAUGAGGUCGAAAAGGAAGAUGAGCAGGAAGAACCAUGUCCAGAAGAUCAAAAGCAUCCUGAAGAAGGUGAAAAUGAUCAAGAGACGCAAGAACCUGCUGAGGAGACAAUGGAGGCUGGGACUGAAGAUGUGUCUGAACCCCAAACAGAAGAUCCUGGAAAUGAUCCUGAAGAGAAAUCUGAAACGGAACCAAUAGAAGGAAAAGAAGUCAUGUCAGAAGACAUGAAGCCGAACGUCAGUGAUGAUAAUAUCUCUGGUGUGGACGCUGGUUCACACAAUCCUCAAGGCUCUAACGGAUUGGGUGCAGGAAGUACAGCGCCACAAGAAAGUUUGGCAGCUACUAAUGUUACGGAUGAACUCACAAUGGAUCAGUCUUCGGGUAGUAACACUGAGAUGAACCUCACGAUGACUAACAUGGCCAGUGGUGAGACGUUGACAGACAACAUACCAAAGAUGGAAUUUCCUCAGAGCCAGUCAUCUACAUCUCAACAAACCAAGGUGAAUCCUUAUAGGAACGUUGGUGAUGCAUUGAAGGAGUGGAAAGAAAAAGUUAAGGUCUCCUCAGACCUUGUAGAAAAGCAAGAAGCUGAAACUGAGAUGGAAGACCCUGAUGCUGGUGAAUAUGGAUUUACUUCUCAGUUUGAUGAAGGAACUUCCCAAGCUCUAGGACCUGCAUUGCCUGAGCAAGUGAACACAGAUAUGAGAGAGGGGGAAUCUGAGGACGAAAAACUCGCGGGUAAUCAAGAUGAAGCCUCCCCGAUGGAUAUUGAUGAUGUGAACCCCGAAAACAAACCUGCUGUUCAGUCCAAACCGUCGUCUAUCAGAGAUAGGGCCGUUGAACCGGUCCAAGAACCAGAUACAGACAGGACCCUCCAAGAGAACUCUCCUAUCCAGAAUGUUGGUGAUGGUGACAGCAGGAUGGACUCUAUGGUCUCUGUUGACAAUACGUUCUUGGGGGAAGAUGCGUUUAAUCCUGACUGGAUGCAGGUGGCCGAUAAGGACACGGAGAACAAUCAGGAUAAUGAAGAAGAUCCUGAUGCCAGAAGUAAUGCAGUUAUUCUUUGGAGGAGAUGUGAGUUGCUUACUACGAAACCCUCUCAGGAGCUGGCUGAGCAGUUGCGUCUUAUCUUGGAACCCACACUUGCUAGCAAACUCAGUGGCGACUACAGAACAGGUAAAAGGAUCAACAUGAAAAAGGUUAUUCCGUACAUAGCGAGUCACUAUCGAAAAGAUAAAAUCUGGUUGAGAAGGACAAAGCCAAACAAGCGUGACUACCAAGUCGUUAUUGCUGUGGAUGAUUCACGCAGUAUGUCAGAAAGUGGAUGCGGCGAUUUUGCUAUUAGGGCUUUGGCAACGGUGUGCCGAGCAAUGUCACAGCUUGAGAUGGGAAGUUUGGCGGUUGCAAGUUUCGGAAAGAAAGGAAGCAUAAAGAUGUUGCAUGAGUUUGGAGAGUCAUUCACCACAGAGUCUGGUAUCAAGAUGAUCUCAGGGUUAACGUUUAAACAAGAAAAUCUCAUAGAAGAUGAACCAAUCUUCAAUCUGCUGAGAAACAUGAAUGAGAUGCUUGAGAACCUAGCCAGCACAAGACGACAGUCUUCCGGUAGCAACCCGCUUCAACAACUUGUUCUAGUCAUCGGUGAUGGCAAGUUCCACGAGCGAGAGAAGUUGAAGCGAUCUGUGAGGAAGUUCCUCCAGCAGAAACGUAUGGUGGUCUAUCUACUUCUCGAUAACGCUGAACAGUCUGUUCUUGAUCUGAAGGAGUUUGUGCAAACGGAGAAAACACUACAGCAAAUGACAUAUAUGGAUUCAUUCCCCUUCCCAUACUACAUUGUGCUGAGAGAUAUCGAAGCCUUACCUAGAACACUUGGUGAUGUCCUGAGACAGUGGUUUGAGCUGAUGCAAAGCUCACGGGACUGAACACUUGUUGAAGGAGAAAGGUAGAGGGCUGAAAUUUUGUUAGUCUGGUGUGGCUCUGUACUUUAGCUUUUAGACUUUUGUAUACAUCAUAUGGAAAAGACCAAUGUUGUUUUACAUCACAUUUAGAACCAUGAAUACUGUUUCUAUCUUUCAUAUAUAUGUAAAAGAGUCCUCUUCCCUUCUCUUUGGAAUGCUCACAGCUUCAUAAGUAUACAAACGAA